Molecule: messenger RNA, 678 nt
Organism: Ochotona curzoniae (black-lipped pika)
Lineage: Eukaryota; Metazoa; Chordata; Mammalia; Lagomorpha; Ochotonidae
Gene: PRTFDC1
Product: phosphoribosyl transferase domain containing 1
Exons: 9
Coding region: 1-678 (225 amino acids)
Biological process (GO): purine ribonucleoside salvage
Molecular function (GO): hypoxanthine phosphoribosyltransferase activity
Source: RefSeq, a predicted model, not a curated record
AUGGCCGGGAGGAGCGAGGAGGCUCCAGAUCGCGGGCGCGGCGUCGUGAUCAAGGAUGACUGGCCCGGCUAUGACUUGAACCUGUUCACAUACCCGCAGCACUAUUACAGUGACCUGGAGUAUGUGCUUAUCCCACACGGCAUCAUCAUGGACAGAAUAGAGAGGCUGGCUAAGGACAUCAUGAAGGACAUAGGCUACUGUGACCUCAUGGUCCUGUGUGUGCUCAAAGGAGGCUACAAGUUUUGUGCUGACCUGGUAGAUCAGUUGAAGAACAUCAGCCGGAAUUCAGAUCGCUGUGUCUCUAUGAAAGUUGACUUCAUCCGCCUGAAAAGCUACCGGAACGAUCAAUGCAUGGAAGAGAUGCAGAUCAUUGGAGGAGAGGACCUUUCAACCCUGGCUGGAAAGAAUGUCCUCAUUGUUGAGGACGUCGUAGGGACGGGGAGGACCAUGCGGGCCCUGCUCAGCAGCAUCCAGAAGUACCAGCCCACCAUGAUCAAGGUAGCCAGCUUGUUGGUGAAGAGAACGCCCAGGAGCGACGGCUUCCGGCCCCACUAUGCUGGCUUCGAGAUUCCCAACUUAUUUGUCGUCGGAUACGCCUUAGAUUACAAUGAGUAUUUCCGAGAUCUGAAUCACAUUUGCGUGAUCAGCGAACAUGGGAAAGAAAAAUAUCGGGUCUAA